AUGUAACACAAGGAAAGUUCCGGAGUAGCUAAAGGUCGAGAUAAAACUGCAAGCAGGUUCACACCGCGUCUGUUUUUAUUGAAUUCACAGAUAAACUAACUUAAUAGGUAAAAUAUGCCGAGGGGAAGCAGAAGCCGGACAUCUAGGAUGCCCCCACCAGCCAGUCGGGCACCACCUCCACCUCCACCACCUAUGGCCAGGGCAGCACCCCCUCCUGCCCCUGUUCCAAUGCAGGCCCCUCCGUCUGCUGUGGGUGCACCAGCAGCAGCACCCAGGCAGCCGGGUAUGUUUGCCCAAAUGGCGACCACAGCUGCCGGUGUGGCAGUGGGCUCUGCAGUGGGGCACACCAUCGGCCACGCUAUGACUGGAGGCUUCAGUGGAGGACACUCAGAGCCUGCCAGGCCUGACGUCACGUACCAGGAGCCGUACCAGGCCCAGCCAUACCAGGGCCAACCCAUGUACCAGCAGCAGCCUCAGUCCAUGUACCAGCAGGAGGCUCCUCAGCAGCAGGCCUGCUCCUACGAGCUCAAACAGUUCAUUGAAUGUGCUCAAAACCAGAGCGACCUGAAACUCUGCGAGGGCUUCAGCGAGGUUCUCAAGCAGUGCAAGUUCGCCAACGGUGAGUGAAAGGUCUGUCGUGAGACGGAGACAAACAACCUGCAGAAUGAAGAACACACACCUUAUUAAUAAUAAACCAGACACUCUAGGAGGAUGUAAUUUACUGGAGAUCAAUCAAUAAACAUGCUUUGUUUUGACAGCUGAUUAUCGUUAUUCCUCAGGAGGCUGCUGCUGCCGAACUUGUAAUCGUAGUCUUAUAAAUAAUGUUUAUAUAUUUUGGUGUGUUAUGUUUUGAGUUGAUUUCAGUUUAGUCAUAUAUGUGCUUUUAUUUUAGAAUACCUCUCAUAUAUGACAGUAUUUGCAGGAUAACAAAACUUGCAAAACCACCAGUCUCCAUUUUCAAUUUGCUUGUUCCAAGUUUAGGAUUUAAAACAAUAAAGCACUUGGAUCAUUGA
This is a messenger RNA of Amphiprion ocellaris (clown anemonefish), 1013 nucleotides long. RefSeq names its product coiled-coil-helix-coiled-coil-helix domain containing 2 (gene chchd2). The coding region runs from base 115 to 627 and encodes 170 amino acids. Gene Ontology annotation, biological process: positive regulation of transcription by RNA polymerase II; mitochondrion organization. The record is from RefSeq and is a predicted model, not a curated record. Lineage: Eukaryota; Metazoa; Chordata; Actinopteri; Pomacentridae. Gene Ontology annotation, cellular component: mitochondrion; nucleus. Gene Ontology annotation, molecular function: sequence-specific DNA binding. The transcript is spliced from 4 exons.